UGGCGUUUCGGUUGAGUGCAUGGUUCUCUGUAUUGCUAUCCUGCGGUCGUUACUUAAGUUGGUGUAGCUAGAGAAGCAAGUGGUCAGCAACAUUUAUCUCUUGACGGGGUGUCUAACUCGGUGUUACUGUGCGUUUGACCCUUACUUAAUUUUACACCGCAAUAUCCCUUAAACCAUUGUUUUUCCUCUUUUUGUGUUGUGUUUUCUGUUUUGUUUUUGUGUUUUCUUAUUUGCCGUUGUGUUUUGCACCUUAUGUCCACCGUGGAAAACGUAGUGAAUGAAACACUUACCUGUUGUGGAUUACCAGGUUGCUCUGAAACACAAAAUUCCAGCUCGUUGUGUAAUUUAUUUAUAAAUGUGUCCGGGUUGGUUUCAACCGACCACUUCUACGGUUUCAAUCGUGACAUUUUUGACUGGCGACUUCAUCGGCCGUUGCCGUGGUUGAAGAGCGAUCCUUGCGGGCGCGUGAGGUUGACUAACGGCUAACAUGGUCGCUUGUUUAACCGAAACACCCAACUGAACGGACUGUUAACUGUCUCAGAAAAAGUUAUAAAACACGAAUAGCUAGCUAACCUUUUCAACACCCCUUUUUGUGGUCACAAGUCAGGUCAUGUUCGUACUUUGUCGAUGUGUUGCUUAGAAAUACAACACGCCACUACUUCAGUAUUAGGGCCAUGUUAGCCGUUCCGGUUUUUUUUAUGCGACGCACUUUGCGUCACCAGCGUCACUAAAGUGAAAAGCGAACGUAAGUUUGCGUAUCAAGGAUACUGCAACAAUAAUACAUUAGUCUACGUUAAAUUACCUUGACAUUUAACAAAAUAGGUUUUAGUUUAAAAAGUUUAGAUUUUUUUAAUUCUUUAGAUUUGUGCAGCAUAUUUUCAUACGACCUAGGGUUGGGAGAGCACUUGUAAAAGAAAAAUGGUUAGAUGAAAAAACUAAUGCAAAGGUGCAUUCAAAUUUUCUGUCUGGGUUGUCAAGACUCCCUAACAGGAAUAAUUGAGAAUCACAACCAAAACCAACAUAAUUUAGUGUGAUUAUAAUUUCCUUAUGGCCUAUUUAUAAAAAUGUAGUGUAAUGUUAAUAUCCAUAGAAACAGUAAGAGACGCUGUGACUUGCUGUUCUUGCAUCACAGUCACAUCAGCUCCAGGGAAUUAAAGCUUGACCUGCUGCCUGCCUGGUGUCUCUUCUUCACUCUGUUGUUUGCGACUUAAAACCAGAGCGUCAGAGCGUCAAGACUGAGUGGGCUGUAUCCGGAGCUCAGUCUGUGAAUGGGCACACACAAACACUACUGGCUCAUCACAUGCCUUAUCAGAUUUUAUGACCUCUGGGAUACUGUGGUCUUCAGGCAUCACUUAGACUGCUGGUGAUUUGUUGCCUUCCUGUGAUUUGGGGACAGCUUGAAGAGCCACCGGCUGCAAUAUCAUGGAGCACAUGUCCUCUCCGGUCAGGUUCCGCAGCAAUAAGAAAGGUAACAUUUUGUUUCUCAUUUUUCUUACAUUAUUUUAUUCAGUUGGACCCCAGUGACUGUUAGACCCCUGCCAUUAAAGACCUGCGCCUUUUAAUAGGAAAAAAUAAGAUGAUCACUCAAUGUGUUUGUACCUACUGUGCUGUAUCACACAGUAUAUCAAUGAUUUGUAUACUCAUUUAGAAAGCUAAAGUAGUCUACUUAAAAAUAAAAAUAAAACAAAAUAUUUUUAUUUUGAAAGGGCCAAUAUUUUUACUCUCAUUAUAUAACAAAGCUUUGUUGUUUCUGAACUUGUAUCACCCCUGUUUUGUUUUACUAAUUUAUUCCCCCAUCCCAGAAAAAGCUGCAGUUUUCUCAGAAAAGGAGGUAGGAUAAGUUUGGACAAUAGUAUUUAAUAUGUCUUUGUAUGUGUGUAUGUUUAUUUGUAUGUGUGUGUGUUUGUUAAAGAGUUAAACCUCCAACCCCCAACCCUGCUAGAGCAUUAGAAGCUGGGAUAAGCCUACUGCAAAGCUUUGUGGGUAAUUAGAGCUGACAGGUAGAGGGAUGCCAGGCGAACCCAGAUCAGGCCAGCAGCACUGUGGACUUAGUUGUUCUUUUGUCUGUGGAUCAGGUUAGCAGGUUAGUGUUAGAUCGGAUAGGUGUGUAUUUCCUGUGAAACAGAGGUGGAGUUAUUGCUGUCCGAACUGCUGGUGUAGUAAACACUGUGAGGAAUUUACAUGGUGGAGAUAGGCAAAACUACUGGCUGUGCAUAAGUCCCACACUGAAACACACUCAUUAUAUUCAUUUAAAAAUAGUUUCUUCCCCCUAUUAUAUUGAUUUUGUUAUAAUUUACAAACCCUGACAUGCAAAAGUGUGUUAUUUCUUGCUGUACUCAGCCUGGACAGAUGGAUGAGGGCUUCUGUAAUAGUAUAAUGGGAUCACAGCUCAGGGAUAAUCAGUAAAGAAAGAGUAAAGUGAGUCACUACAACAGGAAACACACAUCCGUCAGGUCAUGUAGUGAAAGAACACGGCCCUGACUGAGGCCAUGAACAGCCACUGUUAUAGUCCUCUCUCUUGUGGUGAUGUCUUAAUGCCACAUGAAUGAAAUUGAUCUCUUUAGCUGUUUCACAUUCAUGUAGUUCAUCUAUUUGAUAGAAACCCAUCCCCUUCUCUGGUUUUAGACAUUACAAUUAAUUAUAGACAUAAUCGGUCUUAAUGCUAAUGGUCUAGUUUGCUUUUGUAGGUCAUUCGGAUUUGAUUUCAGUGUGUUUCAUAACCAGCUACAGUCUCCUUUGAUUCACUUUAGUACAAAACACAUUUUUUCUCUAUUAUAUUGCACAUUAAAUGGUUAUUCUUACUGUGUCAGCCAUUGUACUGAUGGAUAAGAAAAUAGGAAGUUUUGGUAACAAGUUACUUUUUUUACCCUUUUGUCUAUUUAUGUUAAAUCAAAUGUUUCUUAUCUGUCCUAGUUUUCUAGUCUGUCCAUUGAGGACCAGGAAGACACUCAGUUUCCCUUUGCCAUGAGGGAUCUGCCUCUUGUCUCUCAGUCUGGUGAAAAACACCAAGCACAAAGACAUCAGGCUCCAGUCAAUUAUGAGGCAGGGGAAACCGGAAUAGGAACCAACGGGGGCCCCUACAGCCUUCCUGGGACUCCUUCUACGCCUCAUUCUUCCCCCUGCCACUCUCCCAGUUCUACAAUUCCUCCCAGACCAAAUCGUAUAGGAUCAAAUACAGAGUUUCAUCCCCCGCCGCUGAGAAGGCAGGUGGUCACUCAGGUGUCUCUGGACUCUCCACUCAGCCCGGCCUCACGCCCUCGCAGCCCCUGGAGUCGCUUCGAUCCCUACGACUCUCCGGAGGUGUGCUCUUUGUCUCAUGAGAGUGUGUAAAAAUGAAUUUAUGACCACAGAAGAUGCUGAAUUGUCUUUGCCAGCUUUUUAAUCACCUUUGAGCUAAAAUGAAUAUGGUGAAUUUUAAAAAUAUAGAGAGAAGCAAACAGAGCAAAUGAAUCUUGAAAUAGUUUAUUAUGUUUAACAUAUUUGGGUAACAUUAAUCUUUUAGAAAACUGCAUUUGUAGCUCAAAAAAGACCUCAUAUCUUUUUUGUUUGAAUACACAUUGAAUCUUUACUUCACAACAAUAUCCAAACAUGUUUGCCAUUUCUCUCCACAGGACCAGGAUAAAGAGUAUGUGGGGUUUGCCACUUUGCCCAACCAGGUUCAUAGAAAGACCGUAAAAAAAGGGUUCACAUUCACGCUUAUGGUGGUGGGUGAGUCUUCAAGAUUUUCUACAUCAGAAAGGUUUUAGCUCGGUGCACUCGUCUGGAUUUGAGUACACUGAUAUAAACUAUGUUCAGAAACUUACAUGACUGCUGAUGAUGGACUGUGGUGUUCUUGUCUUCAUAGGGGAGUCUGGCCUUGGUAAAUCCACUUUAAUCAACAGUCUGUUCCUCACAGAUAUCAACAAAGACAGAAGGGUUCCCAAUGCUCAAGGUAGUAUUUGUGUGUCAUUGACAAAAUGUUGCUUCUAUCUGGUUGCUUGAACCAGCUUUGUCGAAAAUUUUGAGUCUUUCGAAUGUAAAAUAAGAUCUUCCUUUGUGUCUGCAGAGCGGAUUGAUCAAACAGUCGAUAUUGUCAAACACAUUGUCAGCAUCGAAGAGAAAGGAAUCAAGCUGAGACUCUCCAUCAUAGACACGCCGGGGUUUGGAGAUGCCAUCAACAACACAGAAAGGUGAAGUUACCAGAAGGGGUGUUCAUCUUUAUUUCUCCACAAACAGACCAGCUUGACCCAGACUUGUCUCAGUGGAUUUUGGUCAAGGUUCUGGUUGUCUCUGUAUCAGAACUUGCUAAAAGUUGGAGUACAGACAGACUCCACGCUUAUGGAUUCACUCUCUUGUUGAUGGCUUCUGAAACACACUGAGCAUGCUCAUUAUAACUGUUGCUUUUUUGCUUGAGUUGUCAUCUCACUUCAAGGUUUUUCAUAUCUUUACAUCAGCUGGAAGCCAGUGGAAGACUACAUUGACCAACAGUUUGAGCAAUAUUUCAGAGAUGAGAGCGGGUUGAACAGAAGAAACAUCCAGGACAACAGAGUACAUGCAUGUCUCUACUUCAUUUCCCCAUUUGGCCACGGGUAAGCUGACAACAGGAUGCUUAACAGCCUCACUGAAAAUGUGUUCAAUACAUAUUGAACCCAUUUCUAUUAUGUUGUUUUGUUUUGUUUUUUACAUCAGACUUCGACCUCUGGAUGUGGCGUGUAUGAAAGCACUGCAUGAGAAAGUCAACAUAAUUCCUAUACUGGCCAAAGCUGACAGCCUGACACAAGAGGAGGUCUUCAAAAAGAAAAUGCAGGUAUGGCAUCAGAAAAAGGGGUGUGCAAAGUCCAAAUUAUCUCGUAGUUACACAGAUAAUUCACUCAAAACCACAAAAGUCUAAUGUAUUUUAAUGUUAAAAACAGGUCUCUAGUUAAAUUACUCUGUAAAUAUCUGCAUUGGUGUGUUGGUUUGUUUUAUGCUGUUUUCAAGCCCUUUUUUCUCCUCUGUCAGUUACCCUCAAAAAUUAACCUUCACCACUUGGGGUCCAUUUUACAUCUACAGCCUGAAAGUAUGGGACUAUUUUUAAUUUUUUUUUAGCUCAUUCAAAAGUUUGUGCUAGCAAAAAGUUGGGCCAAGGAGAAAAAAAUCCCAGGGAAAGUUGUUUGAUGCUAAUAAUUAAAUAAAAACACUCAGAUUACAACAGUAUGGCUCUGUAGUAGAAGAGUCCAGAUGCCAACGUAGCCUGACUGCAGUCCUGACCUAUUAAAGACACAUGGUGCAUCAUGACAUAAAAAAUCCAACAACGUAAAAUUAGCAAUUCCCCCCAUUAAAGGGACUUCUGCCUUUGUAUUGGUGUGUUUUAUUUUUAUAUGUAUCCCUGAAAUGUUGAAAUGUCUUCCAUGCACUCCAGAUUAGAGAGGAGAUCAGACAGUUUGGGAUCAACAUCUACCAGUUUCCUGAAUGUGAUUCAGAUGAAGAUGAAGACUUUAAGAACCAGGACCAGAUACUCAAGGUUCUUACUCCUGUUUCAGAUAUUUCUCUUGGUUAAAAUGUGCUGCCUCCUUAAAAUUCAAGAGUGACUUUCUUUUUGUGUCUCUGCAGGACAGCAUCCCGUUUGCAGUUAUUGGGAGUAAUGUUCAGGUGGAGAGCAAAGGACGCAAGUUCAGGGGUCGCAUCUACCCCUGGGGUGUGGUUGAAGGUAUGACACAGACACACAAACUUCAUGGGUUUUUCUGUGUUAUUGCAAUCUCAAUCUUUUGAUGUUAAAUACUGAUGGAAACCUAAUGUGAUCCUCUUUGUUUUUGCAUGUUCAGUGGAGGACCCAGCUAACUCUGACUUCCUGCUGCUGAGGAACAUGCUAGUGAGGACCCACAUGCAGGACCUGAAAGACGUGACGCGAGAGACACACUACGAGAACUACAGAGCCCAGUGCAUCCAUAACAUGACCCGCAUGGUGGUCCAGGAGAGGAAGCGCAGGUGGGUUUCAUCAGCUUGCAGAUGAUUUGAGUGGACUGAAGUGAAUCAGGAUAUUCAAACCGCCUUUGUGCCCUCUGAUUUCGGUGUGUUUCUUAAUUCUAUGACGUGUCUUAGUUUGCGGGAGAAGUAUCAAGAUGCCAGUGAAGCAGAUUUACCCCUGCCUCUGGCCGUCAUUGACACAGAGAGGGAACGACUCAUUUUUGAAAAAGACGAAGAGGUAGGCCUCUCUUGACUGUUUACUUCAUUCGUUCUCUUCUUCAUGCACUGAUUUAUUUCUUCCUCUCCGCAGCUGAGGAGGAUGCAAGAGGUGCUGCAGAGGAUUCAGGAGCAGAUGCAGCGCAGCCAGAGUGAAGAUUGCUGAUGCUCCUGGGGGAGGGGUCGAAGCAAGCAAAGGAAGGAUCCUGAACACAGCACAAGGGCCUAAAGGAGACGGGAUAACUACGGCAUUUUACAGACUCUGUGUUAAACAAGCUGAUUUAGUUCAUUCUGUCUGAAGGCUUUUUCAAACAAGAGAAGAAAAAUGAAUUCUACUCGGUUGCCUAAAAUACCUUAAGUUUGAAAGGAAAGUAUGUCCCCUGUGCAAAAUGUUCCCUAAUCUCAGGGAUUAAUUGAGGAGGGUUGAGGAAAGCCUCUUAGGUUGUCUCUAGCAUGUUUAAAGUGUUUAGACUUUGGUUCUCUCAGUUUGUGUCUUACCUUUCCAUUUCACUUUGAUUACAAUCAUAAAAGAUUGUAAUCAUCAUCCCUCAGCAAGUCCGUCUUUGUGUUCCAGCUUCUCGAAAGUUGACGGCAACAAGGAAAAAUCUAGAGAUCCCACUGAGCAAUAGACGCACUGUAGACAUCUAGUUUUUUUAGACCUAAUGUCAACGUCUAGAUGUUGUUUAUUUUUAGAUGGAAUUUAGACGUUGCACUUUAACCCAUUAUUCGAUAACUAUUUAUGUCAAAAAGCAACUGUGAGUUGCAUAACUGAUCUCCAAGUACUUAACCAAAAUAAUUAUGAUAGCUGUUGAGCAAUAUACAGUGUUGCAUAGAUAUAGCCCAGACUAAGAUUUGGUCUAAACUUGGUUUAGAUUUAGACGUCUAAAAACGUUCAUUUUUAGACCUGUGGUAGCCUGUUUUUAGACCAGUCGUCUAAGAUACAUUUAGACGUCUAUUAGACCUCUUUUAGACCAAAAACUGCUCAGUGGGAUAGUAAGGCAAGUUCAGAGGAUGGUUGACAUGAUUUCUCCGCAGAGAAUUUGAAAAGCAAAAGCAAUUCUUUCCAAGCAAAGUGUGACAGGAAAUAGUUGAUAAAAUCCUCGGAUCAUUUGUUUAUGUGUCCUAAAACCACCUCUUUACUCUGAACUUCAUACCACAGUAACACUGCCACCUAGAGUCAUGAUAGUCUCAAAAACACAAACUGAAUUAAUCAGGAUUUAUUACUUCGAGUGUCCGUUUUGUCUUUUUUUUGUAUUUUUGAAUCUUCUUUUCUGUUUUCUAAAGACCAAAGCCAAAAAAUGAAUAAAUAAAACCUCUUUCUAUCUGCUUCUUCUGGUGGUUCAUUCAUUUAUUCCUUUGAAUAAUUUCACACAAGAGCAGGAUGUGUUGUAAAUGUAAUAAGAUUUAUUAAGAAUCUUUAAUAUUUCAUCAGCAUACUUCUUCAUCAUUAAUAUGUUUUUAUCCAUUACCAUCAUUGUUAUCUUAAACAGUGGACAGUUAGAUCUAAAAGGCAGCCCAAAGUGUACAGGCGAUUUAUAACUUAAAACUUUCUCCAUAGGGAAAACAUGUUUUUAUAUUCAUAUAUAAUAUCAAUGUAGCAUGAGGUCCAAGAUCCUGCCCACGUUAUACAGUAUUGUACAUGGUCCCAAAAAUAAACAGAAAAACAAAAACUUGGAAACAAAAGAAACUAAAACAGCAAUCUACAUGCAGUUCAAAACCAAAACAAGCAUUUCAAAUUUGAGGAUACAUACACUCAUAUGCCGAAACGUGCAUACGAUCACAAAUUUACAAAACUUUCAUACGUACGUACAAAUAUUACAAAAACUCAAAUUGAAUAUUAGACAUUAUUGUGUUAUCAAGAAAAAGAGCAACAACUUUUUUUGAUUUUUCACUUUUUCCACUCCAAGUCUCAGUCCUUACUAACACAAAAAAGGAAAAAUGUAAAACGGUAAAAAGAAAAACAAAAAAAGGACAGUUAAUCUUUGUCUCUUCCAUUCGUUCAUUGUGUACGUGUUUUGCCAGAGUUGUCACAGUGUUCAGGAAAACUGAGUAUAGGCACACACGAUAGCACCCUAACAGGCUCAUACCAUAAUUCACCUCUGUAAAAAAAAAAAAAAAAGAGCUCGCUUGCUACACACAACUCACACACUCCAUCAUGCACGGGGCAAACUGUAUAACCAAGGAAACAGAGCCAUGCUACAGGUACAGUGGCAUUAAUUAUAGUACAGAAUAUAAAACAGACUGAAUACAGACACAUACACAGACAGAACACACGGGGACAGAGGAGGCGCGAGGAGGAGGAGAUCCACACAGAAGAGACAACAUACACUACGCCGUUGGGUGAUUUUUGUUUUGGUGUGACAUGUAUAGGCUGGCAAGGAGGCUGUGGAGCCAUCAACUCUUUCACUAUGUGCACAUAUAAACCCACACAUACACACACUCACACACACACUGAGACAUGUGGGUGCUGCAACAUUUGGAGCAAAGGACUUGAUCUGCUUGGUUUCUGGUCAUCAUUUUGCAAAAAAAUCCAUCUUUUCCCAAUAACUUCUUAUCCUUUAGAGCUGAAGAUGAUUACUUGUUUCAUCCUUGUGCAAUCUGUUGAUCGUUUUCUUGAUUUAUUAAUUAGUUGUUUGGUCUAGAAAUAUCUAAAAAAAUUAAAAAACGUCAGUCAUGGUUCACAAUUCCCAGAGGGUUUACCUUAAUUGUGUUCUUUAACUACCUGGAGAUAGUUUUCAGUCACACAGAGGAGGAACAACAACACAGUAUUCAAAUUAAAUCAAUUUAUCCUCAAAGUACUUCACAAAAUAAUACCUAAUCACUUCUACCUGCUGAUCUGUGCAGUAAUCUUACUCGUACUGAAAAAAAUUGACUCCCUAGAAAAAUCAUUAAUGAAGAGGUUUCAGAGGUUUUUCAUUCACAUCUCACAAUCCUCCAGAAAGCUAAAGUUUAUCAAGUAAAUUAAUGUUCAGGGAGACUUACAUAAGGGGCGUUUCUUGAGUAGGGAUUGUUUCUGUCAACUUCAUGUUUAGUGUGUGUCUCCUUCCUGAACCCUAGACAAGAGGGUUUAUAUCAAUGUGCUCUUCACACCGUUCCUCUACUUCCUGAACUUAAGGCUGCUCCUUUAUCUCCUGUCUUACAUUAUUGGACGAACUGAUUUAUCGAGGUGUGUCUGAGUAGUCACAAUGGUAAGUCACAUCUGGAUCAAUCAGAUUGUCCAAUAAUAUAGGACAGGAAAUAAAGGAGAGGUCUUAAGUUCAGGAAGUAGUGGAGCUGUACACAGAGCCCAUUAAGGACAGAGUUAGUCUGAGUCCAGCAGAGGGAGCUGUUGAUUUAAAAUGAAGAGGAUGAAAAACUGGAUUCACACACAGAGGAAAGCUUUCUCUAAAUGUUCUAGCACCUAGAUUUUGGAACAUUGAAAUUAAAUUCAUCCACAUUUAUCAGGUAUUUAGGAAAAGGUGGACCUCUUAUCUUGAUGUCUUCAAUUCAACCCAUCUUAAAAGAGGCUUCGAUGAGCUGAAGAUAUAAAGUUCAUUCCAGUGUCCUCUUCUCCCAGAAGACUAAAUCUAUGUAAUUAUAUUUAAAAAUGGUAAAAUUUUCCUGUCUGCUCUUGUACGCACCAUUAUGCAUUUUUAUCUGAUUUAAAAAAAGAAUCAAAUUGAUCUGGUGGUGAAAGUUUUCUUGGAGUUACUGCUUCUUCUAAAGCCCUCAGAGGGAAGUUGACAUUUGAUUCUGGACAAAGUCUCUGGACUACAGGACAUACAACUGGGUUAAAUUUAGAGUGAACCAUCUUGACACAUCACACAUGACUGUUAGAAAGAUCCCAUAAUAAACACUUUUAGAAAAGUCCAUAAUGAAUAGUUCUGCACUUCUUUUCUAUUCUAUUUCCAGACCCUUGCAGCCUAAACUUCUUGUUGUACUUUUUAAAUAUGUAGUUUGAUGGUUUCCUGUGAGGAAAUCUAAUUUUUCUGAAGUGAUGCGCAGUCAGAGGUUGUUCAUGUAGUCUCUGCAUGUAAAUUUCAACACAAGAAAGUGUAACAGAUGCUUAUGCGCUAGUGCAUGCCAAAAAAAUCAAGCAAUCAUUGUCUUUCUAGAUUUGCUCUUCAGUUUAAGAGACAAUUAUAAUUGGCCUCCAAAGUUCUUUUUCUUGAACUACUUGCAAAAUAUUAGUGUGCAAGCACAGACAGGACAAACCUUCAUCAAAGGAAAGAUGGCAAGGGACUCACUGUCUUUUCUUGGAGUCAUUUUGCACUAAGUACAAGGACAACAACAUGUGCUAAAAAAAAUAAAAGUAAGAUAAUCGAGAAUUGGACUGCUUCAGAAAAAUGCGACAGUGUUUUAACUGUGUUCAUCAGGCUGUGGGAUGUACUUAAAGCCCUCCAUGUCAUCAAUGGGACCGACGAGAUCUCACACACACACAUCUGCAACAUCACACAGGGUAUCGUGACUAUAUAAAUACAAGGCGGGAUCAAACUGUAUCACCAUGACGACAGCCUAACGAGAACCACAUCUCUUCCAUGCAAUUUCCCUCUCUGAGUAAAUGAGGAUUUAAGGUAAAACAUUGAUGCCUGAGAGUGAACUGAGCUUAUUAUGUUAGUGCCUCUGGUUGUUCAGUCAGGAAAGAGGUAAGGAAGGAAGAGAGGAAAGGAAGAAGAGAAGGAGAGGAGGAGGAGAAGAGGGGAGGUUUAACAGAGUUCCUGUCUUUGCAGCGCAGACUACUGUCACAGUCUAUUUUCACAAACAAAGGCUCUGACUCUGCUUUCAUGUCAUUUCUCAUAAACCAACAGAGCUGUAUUAAAAAUAUGUCUGCAGAUAUUUCCACAAGUUUUCCAAAAAAAGCAGUUUGUUGUUUUUGUUGAAGUUGUCAUGUCGAAGACUCUGCUGCUGCUGCUGCUGAUUAUUGAUUGGAGUGCGACAACUCCUCCACAGUUCUGAAUCGUGUUCCUGAUCUCUCCAUCACAUGUGUCUUUUACUAAUUCAGGCUAGUUUGAGUGUGCUGACAGGGAAGGUUGGGACUGUAACCAUGGUGACAGGGUUGAGGACGGCAGCCUGUCCCACCAGCUGGGGGUGGGGGGCCAGCACAGCUGUGGGUUUCCCUAGCGAUGGGUUCCCUUGGGUCAUUACUGCUGCGUUGUUUACUGGGGUUCCACUAGCGUUAGCUUGAGGGUUAGCCUGGACGUGAGGGAGGGUGUGGUGGGUGAAGGUGUGUGUGAUGUGGCCCACCAUAGUGGGCUGGGACACAGACACACCUUGAGGGUAGAGAGUCGGGAGGUGGGAUGGCAGGGGACCCCCCAGGUGAGCCACAGGGUGGACGGUGAUGUGUCCGAUAGGUUGCGCUGCUAUCUGCUGGUGAGUGGCGGUGGCAGAUGGAGCUGCUGCGAUGGGCUGAGGGGUGGAGGAGGAGGCGGGACCAGGUGAUGGAGCGAUGUGCGUUAGAUGUUUGUGAGUAGCUGGCAGACCGUGAUUUACAGCUUGGAUGACUGACGGGUGAGAGACAGCGGCAUGAGCGAUGACCGUGGGCUGGACCUGCACCGCUUGAGGCUGCACUGGAUGAGCGGGUGGUGGAGGGGGCUGACCGGGAGCUGGAGCUGGGGCGAUGGCCUGUGGGGGAGGUGGAGCAGAGGGAGGAGGCGUGGUCAGGACUCCAGAGAGAGGCAGGGUGGUGUGCUGGAUUGAGAGGUGAGGGGCGAGGAGCGGCUGGGCCUGCAGGAUGGGAGGUGCUGGUUUGGGAAGAGAGGCUGGAGGGGGAACGGUAGCUGGGACAUCUUCAUCCAUGUCCUGCUCAAAGUUGUCCUCUCCUUCUGUGGACACAGAGAGACAACUGUCAGUCAUGAUCACAUCACGUGUAACCUCAGAUGACACCCAAAGCUGACCCCCUCUACAACAAAAACUUCCACAGCAUCACACCUCUGUUGAUUCAUGGCAGAAUCACAACUGCAGUUUAAAGAUCAAAUAUCAGUCAUGUGUGUAUGUGUGUUUGUGUUUGUGUGUUUGUGUACCUGAGGCGGUGGAUGUGGACGCCUGGUCAUCCUCUGGUUGGAUGGUCUGUCGCAGGACUCUGUCGAUCUCAACGAUGUCCAUACACUGGCUGAGCUCGUUCUUGAGCUCGGCCAGCCGCUGCUGAGUGGCGAUCUUCUCUCUGGCCAAACGCUCCAUCUCGUGUUCAAACUCUUUCUCUUUACGCUUCAAAGUCUGUAGAGAGGAGGCAGAGAGUGAGUGGAUGGAGGUUUGCUGGCAGGUGACACACGUACAAUUCCUUCUUCCUGUCGGAGUGUGCAGAUGUAAACCAAUACUUUCCAAUGAAUAACCAAAUGUAUAAACAUAGAGUGAAAAUUUUGGAAAAGUCUGUGUCUGUCCACCGUAUUUUCCGGACUAUAAGCCGUGCUUUUUUUCAUAGUUUGGCUGGGUUUGAGACUUAUACUCAGGUGCGACUUACAUAUAUAUAUAUUAAAAUAUAUAAUCUUACAUGUUUGUUAUUUUCACACUAAAGGGCACUCUAGUUGUUCAGAAGUGACACCGAAGAUUAUGAAUUCGAUGGAUUUAGUGAUUUGGAGUGAGAUUGAGAAUUUGGUAAACUUGUUUUGUUAUUUUCUUUAUACUAAAGUUAUCUGAGUUACAGUUAAUAUGUUACGUUAACACACCAGACGCCUAUUGAGUUCAUUGUUUAUGCUUCAUGUAGCUGAAUAACAAUCAAAGUGCUACGUUAGUAUACGGUACACCUAUUUAGUCUGUUGUCCUCUAUUCUACUGAUUUUAUCAUAACUUGCCUUUCAAGAUAAAAUGUCUGUUCUUGUCAAAUAAAUUUCCCCCCAAAAUGCGACUUAUACCGGUGUAUGAUUUGUCUUCUUCAUUAUGCAUUUUUUUGGCUGGACUUAUACUUUGGUGCGACUGAUAGCCCGGAAAAUAUGGUACAUUAAUUUCCACUUUAUCAUCGUUGCAUCAAGUCAUGAUGGGCUGUCACUAAAAUCAUCUGAUCAUCAACUGAUUUGUCAUCUGUGCUGCUGUUUAAAGAGACACCUUAAAAAGUCUCAUAAUAAAAACAGAAACCAAACAAAGAGCUUCCUUUGUUUCUCCUCCACAGACAGACACUCUUUCAGGAAACCUUGUGCACAUAGUGUGAAGCUGGCAUUAGUUUUAAAUUUGUCCUAAACUCUUACAGGGCUGCAGCAUUUCACAGAAAACAAGAAUUAGGAGCGACUUUCUUUCCUGACCACUCCCACGUCUCAGGUUUCACUGGAACACUCGGUUCUCUGCCCUGACUGGGUUUUAAACACAAGCAGGAAAGCGUGUAAGCAAAUUCAAGCAUGUUCACGCUGCACCUACUAAGCUCCUCCCACAUCCCACUUCCUGGAGUCAUGCUUGUUUUUCUGAGAGAUCGGGGUCAGAGUGGGACGUAACGCCCUGCUGGAUUUUAUUUUGACCAAUCACUCAAGUCCAACACAGACAGUUCUAGGGAUCACUAGAUUACUACUACCUGAGCGUUAAAGUCUGAGAUUCAGCUGAAUUCAUUUGCUCACUCCUCACACAGGGCUUACACACACACUGGGUAGGAAGCUGCAUGCAUAUUUGUCAGGAAAAAAAACACUGCAGGUCCACGAAUAAGAAGAAAGAUUUGCAAAGACAUGGCACAGCUUAUCCAGCCACCGCACGCUGUCUCUGUGACCCACUUUCUGCUUCGGUCAGCUGACCCACGAACACCAAACAGAACGACAGGCUAAGGACAUUAACACAGAUUACUAGUGAGGAAUGAGGGAGAGGGGGGGAGGGUGGAGGUACAGGAGGUAAACUGGGGGGAAAUGAGGCCAGAGCAUGGAGAGGUGAGAAAGGACAGGCCAAAGGGUUGGAUCAGUGGACAAAAAAAAGUUGAAUGCUGAUCUGCUGGUCUGAAUGUCUUGUCCUAUCACAGCCAUGACAUGACUGGAAACUCAAUGUUCAGAUGAGUUGUUCAACAUAAUUAUGCUGAUCCAUACUCCAGCAAAAAAUAAGGAUGGAGACACAAGAGAAAGGAGAGAAAAUAAGCCUACGGGGACUCAUGAUCCUACGACAGCACACUCAAUAGGGUGAUCAAAGCUGCUCGCUCUGCAGGCGUGUGAUGGCUACAGGCAGACGGCUGUUCAACAUGAGUCUGGUUCCCCCUCAGGGUUUCUACCUGCUAAAAGGGAAGUUUCUCCUCACCACUGUAACUGUCUAAAUGCUGCCAAGUGCUCUGCUCACAGUGGUGAGACUGUCAACAGUCACAAACCUGUUGUACCGUACAGGACCCUGUUGCUUAACCAAAUUAAUUCAGUUUUUGUUGUCGAUAUUUUUUUUCCAAAGCAAAUAUCACAGACACAUGUCGAGAAACAGAGGGGCGUGUCAGGUCUAUGUUCGGAAAAUAGGCCUGAAAUGAAGCUGUGU
Molecule: messenger RNA, 14537 nt
Organism: Xyrichtys novacula (pearly razorfish)
Lineage: Eukaryota; Metazoa; Chordata; Actinopteri; Labriformes; Labridae
Source: the annotation of a GenBank genome assembly